AUGACUACCGCCUUGAGGACACCUCUGAAACAUCUGAUGCUCCUGAUCGUCAUCAUCUGGCUGUCACCGGUCAGGAGCUGGAUAGUCCCACAGCUGAGAGAAAACAUAUGGGUCACGCUGGCGAAGUCCUUGAAGCAGGACAACUUCUGUAUGGCCAUGGGAAGUGUGGACAAUCCGUUAUCCACGUGCCUGGUAGGAGUCCCCCUGUCGCCAAACGACUAUCCAUAUGCAGGAAAAAAACCUAAUCCUGUGGACACCUGGGAUGAGUGGACGAGGAUUCUGCCAUAUGCACCACAGGAGCCCCAAGAAUUGGACCUAUUGGGCUCCUCUCAGGCAACAUAUUGUGUCAGGUUUAGGUACCAGCCCUCCCAGAAAGACUGGGAUCAAAUGGCUAAACUCCACCCCGCUGGUACCCAAGAAGUAAAAAGACACGAUGUAUCUCCCCACGAUGGGAGAUACCAUGCAGCAAAUUGGUGCAAUUACACCUCGACCAUGGUAUCUAGGUCCUCCUCAGUUCUCAGGGUGCUCCCCAGGGGGGUUUUUCUCAUCUGCGGCGACAGGGUGUGGGCAGGGAUUCCCUCCCAAAUCCAGGGAGGCCCCUGCAGCCUUGGGCAGCUUACCACACUGACACCGAACAAAACCCAAAUUUUAAAUUGGAAAAACGAAAAUAAAUUGGCUCGCAAAAAGAGAUCCUAUAACCAAUUCGAGGAAAAUUGUGAUUCAAAAAUUUACAAUUGGGGAAAGACGAAGAGAGUCACGGUAUCCAUAUUUUUACCAUGGUAUGCCACAGCAAAGGCCCUCGGUGAGCUUUCUCACCUCGAGUGUUGGCUCAGUAAGCAGGCCAACGCCACGUCCGCUGCCCUUUCCGACUUGCUAGCGGACGAAGAAGUCACCCGGCACGCCACACUGCAAAAUAGGGCUGCUAUUGACUUCUUACUGCUCGCCCAUGGCCACGGCUGUGAGGACUUUGAAGGAAUGUGCUGCUUCAAUCUGGCAUCAAAGAGCACAUCCAUCCAAGCUAAUAUCCAGCGGAUCCGAGAGCAAGUUGACGACCUCAAGACUGAGACCUCGACUGUAGAUCCUGUGAAUAAACUGCUGUCUCAAUGGGGUGUCCCAGGGUGGGUUGCUGUCAUCCUCAGGGGACUCUUUUGGAUCUUUCUGAUAAUGUUCAUGAUCUCGGUUGCUUUAUUUUUGUUUAGACGUAUGAGGAGGGGUUGGGGAAGGCAGUCUAGGGUUGCCAUGGGAAACAGCAGUUGUUGUUGAACAGAGUUCUCCACCCCCUUUUGUAAGAGAAUUGUACCCUCCCCCUGUCCUGUCAGUUAUUGUUCAAGUCUGCCCCUUAGCCUAGAAUCUUCUCUGUUCCACGUUUUCCCUUUGGUUCUUCCACCAAGAACACUCCUUUCCCUUUUCCCCACUGGUUAAUGUUGUAUUUCCCCUCCCUUUAGCCUUCUCCAGAUUGUACCCUCGAAUGCUAAACCCUCCUACCCCUACGCAGUAAAAGAAUCCUCACCCCGCCCUUCGGGGCUCUCGGAAUCUGCCUCCCUUCUGCUUCGUUGUCUCCCGUUUGCCCCUUCUGCGACCCUUCAAUAAACGAGCAGGAUUUCAGCAACCCGAGUGUCCCUCCCGUUCUUCUGGUGGACCCUCAGAUGUACCAGCUAUCCGAGCUUCGUGCCGAGUGCCUAAAAGCCCCCACGGCUCGGCAACUGGGAGAUCCUUUGCAUUACAGGGCGAAUAAAGGGGGGAUGAAUGUGUGUGAAUGAGAG
This is a messenger RNA of Vidua chalybeata, 1763 nucleotides long. RefSeq lists its product as uncharacterized. The coding region runs from base 1 to 1263 and encodes 420 amino acids. The transcript is spliced from 2 exons. The record is from RefSeq and is a predicted model, not a curated record. Lineage: Eukaryota; Metazoa; Chordata; Aves; Passeriformes; Viduidae.